Molecule: messenger RNA, 1651 nt
Organism: Olea europaea var. sylvestris
Lineage: Eukaryota; Viridiplantae; Streptophyta; Magnoliopsida; Lamiales; Oleaceae
Product: F-box protein SKP2A-like
Exons: 4
Coding region: 209-1294 (361 amino acids)
Biological process (GO): SCF-dependent proteasomal ubiquitin-dependent protein catabolic process
Cellular component (GO): SCF ubiquitin ligase complex
Molecular function (GO): protein binding
Source: RefSeq, a predicted model, not a curated record
CAUUCUACGUUGUUGACACCUGUUGAAAACUUUCAAUACCUCGAAAAUUGUUACACAUUCGUUAAAAAUUUCUAAAUCCCGUCUCUCUCUUCUUUUUAUCCUCAUUUUCUCGGAUUCUGCAUAUUUUUUUAAAGAAGGUGAAAAAAGACGGCACCUUUCUUGGUUUAUGUAUGAGAAGGGAUACAGAAGAGGAUCAGGAUUGUGUUAAAUGAGAGAAACAAAUACUCUUGGCUUGUGUUCUGAGAAUAUGUUGAUUUUUGGUGGUGGUGCCGGCGGCGGUGGACGGCCGAGGAUUAGUGAGUCGAACGAUAUACCGGUGGAGCUGUUGUUGAGGAUUAUUUCUUUGGUGCAUGAUCCGACGGUGGUUGUGGCUUCUGGGGUCAGGCAUGGAUGGAGGGAUGCAAUCUCAUGGGGUAUCACCCAUUUAUCACUUUCUUGGUGCAAGAAGAACAUGAAUAAUCUGGUUCUAUCACUUGUUCCGAAUUUCACGAUUUUGCAGGUUCUUAUUCUACGACAAGAUACACCAGAGCUUCAGGAUAAUGCUGUAGAGACAAUUGCAAGUUACUGCCAUGACUUGCAAGAACUGGACCUUAGCAAGAGUUUCAGGCUUACAGAUCAGUCAUUGUAUGCCUUAGCACACGGUUGCCUGGAUCUUAUGAAUCUGAAUAUCAGUGGGUGUUCAGCCUUCAGCGAUAUGGCUCUGGCAUAUCUCUCUGGAUUUUGCAGAAAAUUGAAAAUUUUAAAUCUUUGUGGAUGUGUUAAAGCUGCUACCGAUAUUGCAUUGAAGGCCAUUGGAUUCAACUUUAAUCAGUUGCAGUCUUUAAAUCUGGGAUGGUGUGAUCACUUUGGUGAUGAUGGUGUGAAGAGUUUAGCAUAUGGUUGCCCUGAUCUCAGAGCUCUUGACUUGUGCGGCUGUCUUCUUAUAACGGAUGAGAGUGUAAUUGCACUGGCCAACAAUUGCCUUCACCUUAAAUCCCUCGAUCUAUACUACUGUCAGAGCAUCACAGAUAGAGCAAUGUAUUCUCUUGCACAAAGUCAAUUAAAGAACAAGCACGAAACAUGGAACUCUCCGAAGAACAUGGAUGAGGGGCUCACGAAUUUGAACAUCAGCCAGUGCACUGCAUUGACUCCGCCAGCAGUUCAGGCUCUAUGCGACUCAUUUCCUGCCCUCCACACUUGCCCUGGCCGGCAUUCCCUGAUUAUAAGUGGCUGUCUGAACUUGAUGUCCGUUCAUUGUGCCUGUGCUGUCCAAGCACACCGUGCAGCAGUAGUGCUACCUCAUCUAGCUCAUUGAAUAGAGUUUUCGGAAAUCUUGAGAUUUCCUUUUUCGGCUGGCUGUUUGCCUUGAAUGUUUGUUUGCAGUCUAUAACCAAGGGAGAUUUCUGGUUGGUUGUGCAAUCUUUUACUUGUUGAGCCUCAAAAAUGCAUCAUGGGCAACGGUUUGUUUUAAUAUUUCUAUGCCUAUUUGCCUAAAUCUGCUUGAAUUUCUGUAACUGGGAUGUUGCAUAAUUGAAUUUAUAUUCAGCUAGAAUCCGAAGAAGACACAUGCAUCGACUUCUUAUAGUACUUUCAUUAUGCCUUACACUUCAGUAUGGUACUUGCUUUUCUUCAACUUGAGCUAAGAAGAUGAAGGUGAGAGGAAGGAUUAGAG